UCCAGUGUCCUGCUCUGCUCUUUGCUCCACCUCUCUCCUCUGUGCCUCUACACCCUUGGACGGGCAGCGGCCUCCACCAUGAACGACAUCUACAAAGCAGCGGUAGAGCAGCUGACGGAUGAGCAGAAAAAUGAGUUCAAGGCAGCGUUUGACAUCUUCGUGCAGGAUGCAGAGGAUGGCUGCAUCAGCACCAAGGAGCUGGGGAAGGUGAUGAGGAUGCUGGGCCAAAACCCCACCCCUGAGGAGCUGCAGGAGAUGAUCGACGAGGUGGAUGAAGAUGGGAGUGGCACGGUGGACUUUGAUGAAUUCUUGGUCAUGAUGGUAAGGUGCAUGAAGGACGACAGCAAGGGGAAGACUGAGGAGGAACUUGCCGAGCUGUUCCGCAUGUUUGACAAGAAUGCAGACGGCUACAUAGACCUGGAGGAGCUGAAGGUGAUGCUGGAGGCCACAGGAGAGGCCAUCACCGAGGACGACAUAGAGGAGCUGAUGAAGGACGGCGACCGCAACAACGACGGAAAGAUCGACUACGAUGAGUUCUUGGAGUUUAUGAAAGGAGUGGAGUAAACAGGACCAGGAGACGAUGGACGACCCUCACCCCAUAGUGUUAUUUUUGUAUCUCAGUCCACAGACACCUGUGAACAUCUGGAGGCUGAUUUUGGAUGCCAUUGAGAAACUUUGAACGACUUUGCAAGAUUUAGUUGAAUAUUGGAUUGGUUCUGUAUUUUUCUUACUUUCUACCAUUUCUUGCAUUGUUGUAAAUAUUGUUUGCAUCUAGUUUGGUGCCCACAUACAGUAUCUGUGUAAAUGCAAUCAAUUAACAAACCCAACAUUACUUCAGUUUGGCCACAAACGAUAAUUUUUUAUUUCAUAGUUGUGCAGCACCACAUACCGUUUACAAAUCUUUCUACCGAAUGAGUUCUGUUCAUACCCCUAUACCACAAUUAGGUUGGUCCAUAUAGGCUAAACAUCCGGUACAUUUACAAUGAGUCUACUGUCAGCAAACACUGUAUGAUGUAUAGUAUGUGUUCCAGUAUGUUGGAGAGAGACCCUCUCAUGGAUGUCUACACCACACAUCUGCUUAGAUUGAGCAACCACGUAAUAAACAUGAUGCAUUUGUCAAAGC
Messenger RNA from Hypomesus transpacificus, 1123 nucleotides. It is a transcript of the gene tnnc1a, whose product is annotated as troponin C type 1a (slow). Gene Ontology annotation, cellular component: myosin II complex. The coding region runs from base 79 to 564 and encodes 161 amino acids. Lineage: Eukaryota; Metazoa; Chordata; Actinopteri; Osmeriformes; Osmeridae. The transcript is spliced from 6 exons. The record is from RefSeq and is a predicted model, not a curated record. Gene Ontology annotation, molecular function: calcium ion binding.